AUGUCAGAUAAGGAUCAAGUAAAAGGAGUAUUAGAAUUAGAUCCAUGGUUAGAACCAUUUACAAAUCAAUUAAUCAAGAGACAAGAAUUAUCUAAAAAAUGGAUAAAUGAUUUAGAAAAAAAUGAAGGUUCAUUAUUAAAAUUUGCAAGUUCUUAUGAAAACUAUGGAUUGAAUCCAACUUCAAAUGGUGCCAAAAUAAUAGAAUAUAUACCUGAUGUUAUUGAAGUUAGUCUUGUUGGAGAUUUUAAUAAUUGGGAAUUGAAUUCACAUAAAUUAACCAAAAAAAAUAAUUUUGGAUUAUGGGAAUUAGAAAUUGAAGGAGAAAAUACCAUACCUCAUGAUUCAUUAUAUAAAAUUGCAAUGAAAUCACCUAAUGGUGAAUGGAUUUAUAGAUUAGAUCCAUGGUGUAAACGUGCAACUUUUAAUAAAAUUACAAAUUUAUAUGAAGGUAGAUAUUGGAAUCCACCAAAAUCAGAAAUAUAUCAAUUUAAAAAUAAAAGACAAAGAUUAUCUCAAGGUAUUAAAAUUUAUGAAGCUCAUGUUGGUAUAUCAACACCAGAACCAAAAAUUGGUACAUAUAAAAAUUUCACUCAAAAUAUAUUACCAAAAAUUCAUGAAUUAGGUUAUAAUACUAUACAAUUAAUGGCUAUAAUGGAACAUGCAUAUUAUGCAUCUUUUGGUUAUCAAAUUACAAGUUUUUUUGCAAUAAGUUCAAGAUAUGGUACACCAGAAGAAUUAAAAGAAUUAAUUGAUACUGCUCAUGGAUUAGGAAUAAGAGUAUUAUUAGAUGUUGUUCAUUCUCAUAGUUCUAAAAAUGUUGAUGACGGAUUAAAUAUGUUUAAUGGAACUGAUCAUUAUUUAUUUCAUGGUGGUACAAAGGGACAACAUGAAUUAUGGGAUUCAAGAUUAUUUAAUUAUUCAAAUUAUGAAACUUUAAGAUUCUUGUUGUCAAAUUUAAAAUUUUUUGUUGACGUUUAUAAAUUUGAUGGUUUUAGAUUUGAUGGAGUUACAAGUAUGUUAUAUAAACAUCAUGGAUUAAGUUUUGGAUUUAGUGGUGAUUAUAAUGAAUAUUUUAAUGAAGAUUGGGUUGAUAAUGAAGCUAUUGUUUAUUUAAUUAUUGCUCAUAAAUUAAUGAAAGAUAUUAGUUUAAAAGAAAAUAUUGAAAUUACUUCAAUAGCAGAAGAUGUUUCUGGAAUGCCAACAUUAUGUAGACCAAUAGAAGAAGGAGGAAUUGGAUUCGAUUAUAGAUUAUCAAUGGCUAUACCAGAUAUGUGGAUAAAAAUAUUAAAACAUUUACAAGAUGAACAAUGGGAUUUAGGAAAUAUAGUACAUACAUUAACUAAUCGUCGUCAUGGAGAAAAAUGUAUAAGUUAUUGUGAAUCUCAUGAUCAAGCGUUAGUUGGUGAUAAAACUUUAGCAUUUUGGUUAAUGGAUAAAGAAAUGUAUACAAAUAUGUCAACAUUAAGUGAAUUAACUCCUAUAAUAGAUAGAGGAUUAUCAUUACAUAAAUUAAUUAGGUUAGUUACAUUUGCAUUAGGUGGAGAAGGUUAUUUAAAUUUUGAAGGUAAUGAAUUUGGUCACCCUGAAUGGUUAGAUUUUCCAAGAAAAGGUAAUGGAGAGAGUUAUCAUUAUGCAAGAAGACAAUUUAAUUUAAUUCAAGAUGAUUUAUUAAGAUAUAAAUUAUUAUAUAAUUUUGAUUCUGCAAUGCAACAUCUUGAUGUAUUAGAUUCUCCUCAAGCUUAUAUAUCAUUAAAAAAUGAAAAAGAUAAAGUCUUGGUAUUUGAAAGAAAUGGAUUAUUAUUUAUUUUUAACUUUAAUCCAACUCAAUCAUUUCCGGAUUAUAAAGUUGGUGUUGAAAUUCCUGGAACUUAUGAAAUUAUUUUAAAUUCAGAUGAGUCAAAAUUUGGAGGUCAUGAUAGAAUUAAAGAUAAUGAAAAUGGUAAAAAACAACAUUUUUUUACAAAUGAUGAUGGUUGGAAUAAUAGAUCUAAUUCUUUAAUGGUUUAUAUACCAAGCAGAACAGCUAUAGUUUUGAAAAAAGUAGAUUAA
Messenger RNA from Lodderomyces pseudojiufengensis, 2049 nucleotides. It is a transcript of the gene GLC3, whose product is annotated as 1,4-alpha-glucan branching enzyme. Gene Ontology annotation, molecular function: 1,4-alpha-glucan branching enzyme activity; cation binding; hydrolase activity, hydrolyzing O-glycosyl compounds. The transcript has a single exon. NCBI's taxonomy places the organism in Eukaryota, Fungi, Ascomycota, Pichiomycetes, Serinales, Debaryomycetaceae. Gene Ontology annotation, cellular component: cytoplasm. Gene Ontology annotation, biological process: glycogen biosynthetic process. The record is from RefSeq and is a predicted model, not a curated record. Bases 1 to 2049 code for a protein of 682 amino acids.